Messenger RNA from Lolium rigidum, 5456 nucleotides. RefSeq names its product PH-interacting protein-like. The record is from RefSeq and is a predicted model, not a curated record. Gene Ontology annotation, biological process: regulation of transcription by RNA polymerase II; regulation of cell shape; cytoskeleton organization. Lineage: Eukaryota; Viridiplantae; Streptophyta; Magnoliopsida; Poales; Poaceae. Gene Ontology annotation, molecular function: protein binding. Gene Ontology annotation, cellular component: nucleus.
GGCUGCAGCGCCGCGGCAAGGGCCAGGGGCACGCAAUCACCCAACACGGGUGACUUAAUCGGCUACUAGCUGCCACUGGUGGCGUUGUUGACAUGGAUUCUGUAAACCACCAACCUUCUGCUAAUGCAACCUCUGUUAGUAUGAUACCCCUGGAUUUUCCUAGCCAGGCACUCGAGAAGAUUAAUUCUGUGAAUAAAGUGAUUCCAUCAGAUGUUCCAUCCGAGGCUCCUGUAGAUAUUGAUAUGAGGGAAAUUUACUUUCUCAUUAUGCAUUUUCUAUCACAUGGUCCGUUUAAGCGGACUGUUGGAGAACUGUGCAAUGAACUUCUGGAGCAUCAGCUGCUACCUAGAAGAUACCAUGCUUGGUAUUCACGUGGUGGUAUUCAUAGUGGCGAAGAAAAUGAUGAUGGUGUGUCACUCCCUGUGGGUUACCGAAAGUUACUUGAGAGAUACCCUCACAUUGGUAAAGACCACUUGGUGAAGCUUUUAAAACAACUGAUGGUUAGUUCCUGCCGCCCAGACAACCUGAUUGGAGGCAGGUCUCCAAAUGCUGCUGAUGUUCCAACGCUUCUAGGCUCAAACUCCUUUUCCCUUCUUGCACCUGAUAGAGGUGGUCAAGAUAAGGAAACUCCCAGGCUGCCGAGGUAUCUCCGUUGGCCGCACAUACAGGCUGAUCAAGUUCAUGGUUUAGGUUUGAGAGAGAUUGGUGGUUUCACUAAGAAUCAUCGAGCUCCGUCUGUACGUGCAUCAUGCUAUGCCAUUGCGAAGCCAUCUACCCUUGUUGAAAAGAUGCAGAUUAUAAAGAAAUUGAGGGGUCAUCAAAAUGCCGCAUAUUGUGCUACUUUUGAUCGCACCGGGCAUUAUGUUAUAACUGGUUCUGAUGAUCGCCUUGUCAAAAUAUGGGCGAUGGAAACAGCAUUUUGUCUGGCUAGUUGCCGAGGCCAUGAAGGUGAUAUUACUGACCUCGCGGUGAGUUCCAAUAAUGCUGUAGUGGCAUCGGCAUCCAAUGAUUUCAUCAUUAGAGUGUGGCGUAUACCUGACGGCAUGCCAAUGUCAGUGUUAAAGGGUCACACAGGGGUUGUUACAACUAUCGCCUUUAGUCCAAGGGCAGGUGCUGCUUUCCAGCUAUUGUCGUCAUCCGAUGAUGGGACAUGCAGGAUGUGGGAUGCCAGAUACUCCCAGCAACCUCCACGGAUAUAUAUACCAAAGCCUCCAGAUGUUGCCCCUGGCAAGAGUAUUGAUGCAUCUUCUAGCGCUGUUCAAGUUCAACCGACAAAUCACCAAAUCUUAUGUUGUGCAUUCAAUGCUAAUGGAACUGUAUUCGUUACUGGCAGCUCAGACACUUUUGCAAGAGUUUGGAGUGCUUGCAAGAGUGGUUCUGAGGAACAUGACCAACCGAAUCAUGAGAUGGAUGUAUUAUCAGGCCAUGAAAAUGAUGUAAACUAUGUGCAGUUUAGUGGAUGUGUGGUAUCUAGAUCCUUUUCAAUUGACAGCAGCCACACCACUAAGGAAGAAAAUAACCUUAAGCUAAGAUAUUCAGGGUUCAGACAUAGUAUUGUUACCUGCUCCCGUGAUGGCAGCGCAAUUAUAUGGGCGCCACGAUCUCGAAGAUCACAUGGAAAAACUGGACGCUGGACUCGCGCUUACCAUCUUAAGGUACCACCACCUCCAAUGGCUCCCCAAACAAUUCGCGGUGGUCCACGCCAAAGACAACAGCCAACCCCUCGUGGUGUCAAUAUGAUUGUUUGGAGUUUGGACAACCGCUUUGUGCUUGCUGCUAUCAUGGAUUGCAGAAUUUGCGUUUGGAAUGCUUCUGAUGGGAGCUUGGUGCAUUCACUGAUUGGCCAUAAGGAAUCAACAUUUGUUCUUGAUGUGCAUCCAUUCAACCCGCGUAUAGCUAUGAGUGCUGGGUAUGAUGGAAAGACGAUCAUCUGGGAUAUAUGGGAAGGAAAACCUGUACAGAUCUACGAAACUGGUCAUUUUAAGCUUGUUGAUGGCAAGUUCUCUCCGGACGGGACAUCACUUGUCCUCACUGAUGAAAUUGGGCAAAUAUUCAUCAUUGGUACAGGGCAGGGUGAGUCACAGAAGGAUGCAAAAGAUGAGCAGUUCUUUCUUGGAGACUAUCGGCCCCUUAUUCAAGAUACAAAUGGGAAUGCUAUUGAUCAGGAAACACAGCUUCCACCUUAUAAGAGAAAUAUUCAAGACCUUCUGUGCGACUCGGGUAUGAUACCAUACCCAGAGCCUUUUCAGAGCAUGUACCAGAAACGCAGGCUAGGUACCCUGGGUAUUGAGUGGCGACCUCCCUCUGUAAAUUUUGCUGUUGGCCCCACAUACAAUGCAACCACUGGCGAAUACCAAAUCAUCCCAAUUAUUGAUCCAGAUAGGUGGGAACCACUUCCAGAGAUACCGGACUUCUUUGAGUUUGAGCCAGAAAACGAAGUUAUCUCUGAUGAUACUGAUUCUGAGUACGAUGGCUUGGAUGACAAUUCGAGUGAAGGAGAACCGGGGGUAUUGAGUGGUGAUUCCUCUGGUGCUUCAUACUCAAGUGCAGAGAUUGAUGCAGAUAACCUUAAUGGUACCGCUAAUCGCCGCAGAUCUAGAAGAAAGAAGAAAAAAUCUGAUGCUGAUCUUGUUACUUCAUCUGGUCGGCGAGUUAAGAAAAUAAAUUUGGAUGGGCAUGAUGUGGCUACGACAUCACGGCCACAUAGAGGUAGGAAGUCUAAGAUUGGUCGUUCUAGCAAAAGGAAAAGAUCCUCCAAAUCUAGGGGACCGAGACCUCAAAGACGUGCUGCCCGCAACGCACUCAGUUUCCUCACAAAGAUAGGAGCUUCAUCGGAAGAGGAUGAAGAUGACUCAGGUAGUCUUUCAGACAGUGAAUUCAACACAGAGAGCACUGAAGCUGAGCAGUCAGCGCGGUAUGGUCAGCCAAGAUAUGGUAGAGAGAGUAACCAUUAUGAUUCAGAAGAUGUUACACAACCUUCUCAUUUCACUGAAACUCAGGGAAAUUCUGGAAAUAAUAGAAAACUGAUCCUGAGGAUACCACGGCGCGAUUUAAAAACCCAGUUUCCUUCAAAAAACGGAAACACCGAAUCAUCCACUGAGGACAAAGCGGUGGUGUCACUUGCAGCGGCCAAACGCGAAGCCAUUGAGCCAGAACUAGCUUUUGAGCUUGGAAGUUCCUCUGCUUGCAAGGCUGAACUAUCAACAGAUGGAUAUCAAACCACGAUCUCUGGUCUGCACAAUGGUUCUGCUGUUCACAGUAAUGACAAAAUCAAAUGGGGUGAAGUUAAGCGACGAUCUUCAAAGCGUUCCAAACUUGUUGACUCUUCUGGAAACAUGAGGCCCUCUUUAGAUAAUGCACUUUCACAGGGUCUUGAUGAGUCUGGUAGUGAGAAGACACCUCAUGAAUAUGGUAAUGGCAUCCAACAAAUGGUUGAGCAGAAUGUACAAAUAAGUCAGCAUGCACAUUUGGAUAGCAUCCAUGAAAACCAUAAUACUGAUGAUAAUAGUGAAGUUAAUUUGCCUGGUGAAGAAAGGUUAACCAACAACAAUAGUACUCACGUGGUGGAAGAAAAUAACAAGGGAUGCAGCGAACAGUUCUACGGUACUGAGCCUAUAUCCUUUAAACUGAAGUUGUCGAGGUCAAGGGGCUUUGUAGAUGGAGCAAGUUCAUCAGAUAAAUCAAAGACUACUGCAGUAGGGAGUGACGUGAACUCUGAGCAUGAUGAAGUUUCCAUGCAGCAUGACGAGGUUUCUGCCACCAAUCAACAUAGAAGCAGUGACUUCACUAGUGUAUCCAGAAGUUUUCAAGAACGAACAGAUAACGGUACUUGUUUGCAUGACUCAAAAAAGUUACACUUCGAAUCUGCCAAGACGUGCACUGCAGUGUACACAAGGUCGAAGUCAAGUAAGUACAAAAAAAACCCGGAUCCAGAUGCUUAUGGAAAUGGAGGUAGCACUUCUAUCUCCAAUGAUGGUGGAUAUCAGCCUCCUCCAGACUACAGUCCAGCUACACCUACUGGUAGUUUGCGAAGAAGUGCAAGGAGGUCAUGUGCAUACACUGAUGAUGCUAGAGGAAAGGAUGCUAUCUCUCAUGAGAAAAAAUCUUCCCAUGAAGCAUCAACAAGUGGUAGACAAACUGCUCCAAAUGCGCGUGAAACGUGGGGAUCAACAUCAAGGUCUGAGAGGUACAAAAAAGAGAGUGGCAACUUUCCUGAUACACAUCUAUUUGAGAAAAAACAGCAAGUGUCCAAGUAUCCAUGGCUAAUGUUGCUAGAGCAUGAGGAUAUUUACCGCUAUAUUCCCCAACUUGAUGAUGAGGUUAUGUACUUGCGCCAGGGUCAUGAAGAAUAUCUUAAUGAAACAUUAUCGUCAUUGCGUAAAUGCCCAUGGAAUUGGAUCGAAGGCCUUAAAGCUGUAGAGCUUUGCAAAAUUAAGGUUCUUGAUUACAAAUCUCAUAUUGGGUCCGGUGAUAGCUGCUGUAAAUUAACAGUGGAGUUCAUUGAUCACGCUUCAAGCGGAUUUGGCGAAGACUUCGAAAUCACAUUGCCUGAACUAGUUAACUUCCCCGAUUUUCUUGUGGAAAGAACACGGUUUGAAGCUGCUAUUACGCAGAACUGGGUUGUCAGAGAUAAGUGCAAAGUUUGGUGGACCAAUGGCUCUGAGGAAGGAGGAGGAAGUUGGUGGGAGGGACGGGUAAUGGCAAUAACGCCUAAGUCACCUGAUUUUCCUGACAGUCCAUGGGAGAGAUAUGUCAUAAAGUACAAAAAUGAUGGUUCUCAUCAUCCUCAUAGCCCCUGGGAGCUCCAUCCUGCUACUAGCUCAUUGGCUCCAUGGAAACAUCCACAUAUUGAUCCCAUUGUCAGGAACAAAUUGUUAUCAGCAGUGACCAAUUUACAGAAAAUGUCUCGCACAAAUCAGGAUCGCUAUGGUGUCCUGAGGUUAGACACUGUUGCAGGAAAACCGGAUUUCAUAAACAGGUUUCCUGUCCAGUUCUCCAUUGAGCUGAUCAGGGCAAGGCUACAUAACAAUUACUAUAGAACUUUGGAGGCUGUCAAGCAUGAUGCCAGGGUGAUGCUUGCCAAUGCUGAUUCUUAUUUUUCAAAGAGCACUGAGAUUCGCAGGCUAUCUGAUUGGAUCCAAGAUAACCUGUUAUCACUCUAGGUGGAGGAGCUCUGUGCUCAGUUGUCAUGCUUCCUUUUUAGCAGAAUUUGCCUCUCAGCCUGUGAGAUGAUUCUCCAUUUGUUUUACUAAGGCAUAGUUCUGUUAGAGGAAAGCCAUAGUAGUUCGUAGGUCUGAGGAAUUCAGCUUAACAUUUUGGAAUUCUUUAAUCCCUCGUUUGCUGAUACAAAUUGAUCUUAAAACAGCACUCUGACCAUUUGACCCCUUGUAGCCGUCAAGAAAGGUCGAUAGUCCUAUUGGUAAAGAAAAGAAGAACUUGAGAGCUUUGCUAGAAAA